AUGGCACAUGUACUUUUCAGAAGUGCGUCUAGAGUGGUGCGGAUACCUUCGAUUGGAUUUCUGCUGUUGCUUCAUCUGGUUGUGUUAGCCAACUUUCUACUUUGCUACGUGCUCGAAUGGGGUAUCAACGGAAUGGCGUUCCGCCGACUGCUAUUCACUGUUCGCCGUAGUCUGUGCCCGGGCUUCCGGAAGUCAAAGGCCUACGAGGAAAUUCGCGAAGAGUUGGAUAAACUAGCUGGCACUUGGCCUCCCGUCAUACGUACAGCCAGUGUGCAUACUUUGCCUAGGGAUCUGUUCACUGACGGGGACGUACCAAUGCAGUCUAGCCCCCGAUUGGGCUCCAAUAAGAAGAAUAUGUCAGAUGUUUCAUCGGAAUCUGAAAACGAGGAAGAGCCGGAAUCGAGUAGGCGAUCAAUCAAUCAAGACGAUACUGCACUACUUUCGUCCAUAGCGGAACCUUUGGAAGAUCUAACAACACCUCUGACUAGAUCGGAUGUUAUUCAGGCCAUUGCAAUGCUUCCUCCACUGUCGGAACAUGAGCGCAAUUCUCUCAGCAAUUCUACACCCCCUGGAACUUAG
Molecule: messenger RNA, 579 nt
Organism: Echinostoma caproni
Lineage: Eukaryota; Metazoa; Platyhelminthes; Trematoda; Plagiorchiida; Echinostomatidae
Source: the annotation of a GenBank genome assembly